CCCCGAGCAAAUUAUACUCUGAUUUAUCAUUGGUUGACAGAUACGUCGAUCGUAUAUUUGUUACACAAUUAAAUUAUUAAACAGCGAAGUAAACAAUGUUUACCAAAGCUUAAAUAAAAUUAUAACAUUUCAAAUAAAGUAACCAGUGAAUAUUCCGUUGAAUUAGAGUAGCAAAUAAAAUCGUUUUGAGAAAUAACUACAGAAAAGCAUUAAAAACUUCCGGGUCACUCGACCAAGGCGGAAGUAAUUAAUGUUACAGUCGCUCAGCAAGAUGGCGGGGCACGAUCCGAAAAACAACAAAACGUCGAAACCCGGAGGGAAGGGCGGCCAGCCGCUGGUCAUUGCCAAAACUCCUGCGGAAGAACAACGCCUCAAGUUGGAGAGGUUGAUGCGGAACCCCGAUAAACCCGCUGCAAUCCCGGACCGACAGAAAGAAUGGAACCCUCGGGCUCCGCCCGAGUUCGUCCGAGAUGUGAUGGGCUCCAGCGCCGGCGCUGGCAGCGGUGAGUUCCACGUUUAUCGGCACCUCCGACGCCGAGAGUAUCAGAGACAAGACUUUUUGGACAAAAUGUCCGUGAAGCAAAGCAAGGAGCAGGCUUACUUGGACAAAGUGGAACAAAACCAACGGGAAGCCGAUGAGAGGACGGCAAAGCGCAGGAAGAAGCGAGAAAAGAUGAAGCAGAAGACGUUAAUGGCGAAAAAAGCCAAACAAGACCAAGGAGAUGGAGACGCGGAGAGAAGACCCGAUGAUAGCAGUGAAGACGAAAAGAAGGACGAGGAGGAAAAAGAGGCUGAUGAUGAUGCUGAGGUCCCUAGCUUCAUCAUGGGGAAGAAGUAGUCGAUUUUGCAAUGGGCAGGACACUUGAAACGACCAGGUGCCAUUAUUGACCAACGAUGAACAUGACUGUAAACGUCCUUUUUUUUUUUUUUUUUUUUAAAAAGCAAGUUUCAACUAUGUUCUCUGAUUGAAUAGCCACAAAGCUGGUGAUGGUCGAAUCAAAAGUUCAAACAUUCUUGUGCUGCACAGUUACUCAGGAAAGUAUGUCUUGCCUCAAGAAGUCUGUGAUUUGGACAUGUUCAAAAUUGUUGCACAGCCUCCGUUUUGCCCUCAUUUGUAUAAUGAUUUUAAUAAACAAACAUAAUGGACA
Messenger RNA from Phyllopteryx taeniolatus (common seadragon), 1148 nucleotides. RefSeq names its product PRKR interacting protein 1 (gene prkrip1). NCBI's taxonomy places the organism in Eukaryota, Metazoa, Chordata, Actinopteri, Syngnathiformes, Syngnathidae. The transcript has a single exon. Gene Ontology annotation, cellular component: nucleolus. Gene Ontology annotation, biological process: negative regulation of protein kinase activity. The record is from RefSeq and is a predicted model, not a curated record. Bases 251 to 838 code for a protein of 195 amino acids. Gene Ontology annotation, molecular function: double-stranded RNA binding; protein kinase inhibitor activity; protein kinase binding.